UGGAUAAGCUAAAAGACACACUUAGGGAGCACAGUGCAGACGCAGAGGCUUGAACCAAGGUUGAACAAGCCACAUCCUUCAAAACGUCUGCGAUGGCUUCAUCCCAACUUCACUUCACCAUCUCCCUGUUCUGUUUGGCCGUGACAGCAAGCAUCAUAUCAUGUGGUCGAUCUCAUAUGGUUUUGAACUCUGCGCUACAGGCAUCUCAUGGCACUCCUACUGAUGAAGAGAUGCCAGAGAGAUAUGCCCUUCCAGAGCUUCAGUGGCUGUUCAGUAACUCAGACCCAGCAGCCAUCCAGUCUGACAGCCCAUCUCUGGGAAUUCUACAGAGUGGACUGGACCUAAUGAGGAGAAACAGUGGAGACAAUGAGCCAAAAAAACCAGGCUGCAAGAACUACUUCUGGAAAUCCAGAACUGCUUGCUAACCACAGGCAACCAACGAGUCCAAAACAGAGGCCUUUGCGACAAUCAACAUGAUGCCAAUCAUAUGCUUGUUCCCUUUUCUGAAUUCACUCAUCAUAUGACAGUGUCCGUCUUUCAAGUGAGCCUGAGUAAUUGUAGCCCUUAUCUGUUAAGGGUGUUCCUCGAUCGCUUAUCUCUUCUCUGUCUUGCUCUGAAGCAUUGACUGUUUGCAAUAAACUGAAUACAGCAUAAA
Molecule: messenger RNA, 655 nt
Organism: Labeo rohita (rohu)
Lineage: Eukaryota; Metazoa; Chordata; Actinopteri; Cypriniformes; Cyprinidae
Gene: sst2
Product: somatostatin 2
Exons: 2
Coding region: 93-425 (110 amino acids)
Biological process (GO): regulation of cell migration
Cellular component (GO): extracellular region
Molecular function (GO): hormone activity
Source: RefSeq, a predicted model, not a curated record